Messenger RNA from Diachasma alloeum, 2613 nucleotides. RefSeq lists its product as uncharacterized. NCBI's taxonomy places the organism in Eukaryota, Metazoa, Arthropoda, Insecta, Hymenoptera, Braconidae. The coding region runs from base 1 to 2613 and encodes 870 amino acids. The transcript is spliced from 2 exons. The record is from RefSeq and is a predicted model, not a curated record.
AUGAAUGAUCUAUGUGCUGCUGGUAAGGCUAAAUCUGAUGCUGUCGAAAAAUCCUUAGAACAAAACAAUAAAUAUAUGAAGGAGCAACUGGAUGGAUUCAGGAACUUCAUUGAUACCAAGGAAAAACGUACUAAUGAGCAGAUCUCGGCAUUGACCCAGAAAAUAUCGGCCCUGGAAUCUAAACUCACUGAUCUUGCAAAGAAUCCGGUCUCUAAAGCCUUGGAGGAGAGAGUAAAUUUACUUGAAGCGAACUCUGAGGCUGGAAUCGCCUAUUUCCUGCAAAAAGAGGUUCAGGCUUUGAAGAAGCAAUUGGAGGCCCACGAAAAGUCCAACAGAGCUAAAAAUAUAUCAUUGAGAGGUGUCGACCUGAGCUCUUCAACUCCCAAGGAAGCUGUCAACAACUUUUUGUCCACGUAUUUCGAGCUCCACAACGUCGUACAGGAUGUCAGAGCGGUGGGUAACGCCAAAAAACUUCUUAUUGUGGUUCUAACCUCACUAGAGGUGCGUAACAGCGUUAUGAAAAACAAAUACAAACUGGGUAACAGUCAAGUCAAACAAGUCUUCAUUGAUCCUGAUCUUACUCCUAAAGAGCAAGAGAUUUAUCGCGAAGUGAGACUUCUUGCUGUCUGCCAAGAACCAGGAAAAAAGAGUCAAGAUCAGGAAGCCACCUACGGAUCCAGUGUCAGCGAAAUCAGGACCUUCUCAGUGGAUCGUACUGAUGUUAGAGGUGAGCAACUGAUGUCUUUUAUGAUUGAUAAUGAUUUUAUUUUGCUCAAUGGAAGAACCCUAUCUGACACCCCUGCUAAAUUCACCAGCAAUAGGAGCUCCAACACGUUUGACCUCAUAUGGGUAAGCGUAGACAAAAUUGAUCACGUCUUGGAUCUGGAGGUCUCCUCGGACCUAUUAGGUUCCAACCAUCUUCCAGUCUCCCUAGCCUUGCUGGAUGUCGUGGAGGUAUUGGCUCCAAUUCCAUCUGUACCCGAUAGCCAUCCCUCGGAUCGUCGUGAGGGUGAGUCCGGUGCAACCCUACUAUGGAAGCCCUCCCUAGCUGCUGAAUACUCAGCCCGUCUGAGCUCCUCAUCCAGUGCCCUGAAGAACCCACUUGGCCUUACGAUGAUUGAAAAAAAUGACAACAUCCUGGAAGGUAUCGAGGAGGUCGCAUUAGAGAUUUCAAUGGUCAGACCACCAAAAAAAUCACUCAAGUCCAGAUCAGCACAGCCGGGUCCGAGGUGGUUCGACAGUGAUUGUCACUCCACUAAGAAAAUGAUCUCAAAAAAAUUUAAAAAACUAUAUUCUCCCCAUCCUGAUAUGAGGAUUGCUGUGGAAUUUAAGAAGCUGAAUAAAUUCUUCCAGAAAAUGAUCAGGAAAAAAAAGAAAUCAUCCAGGAAAACAAUUAUUGACGGCUUCACUAAUGUUAAAAAUAACAUAGGGUUCUGGGUUACAGUGAAGAAUGCCAAAGGUUGGUCACCUAGGAUAGAUCACAUAUCAAUUGUUGGAUGGAAUAACUUUCUUUCACGGAUAUACCUGCCUAGGAGUUCCACUCCCCUAGUCAUGGCCCCAGUCAUAAAUGAUGCUAUGGACGGUGUUAUCUCCAGGGUGGAGUUGAACAAGAGCUUAAAAAAUAUCAAGUUGGGAAAGGCGCCAGGUGAUGACUCCAUUUCCAACGGUUUCUACAAAUCCCUUCCGGACAACUGGAGAUCUCAGAUGCUCAACCUUUUCAACGACAUCUUCUCUUCUGGGCGUGUUCCAGAGUCCUGGGGAACCAUCAACCUAUGCAUGCUAUUCAAGAACGGAGAUCGCACGGAUCCCCUGAAUUAUAGAGGAAUAGCUCUCAUUAAUACCAUCACCAAGAUCUUCACAUCGAUUCUGAAUGACCGCAUCUCCGUCUGGGCCGAGCACAAUAGGAUUAUCCCUGAAGAGCAGGCUGGGUUUCGUCGGAAUAGAGGGACCAUGGACAACGUCUUCACUCUUCUUUCUAUACUGCAGAACAGACUGAGACAAGUGGGGGGCAGAGUCUAUUCGCUUUUCGUGGACUUUCAAAGAGCUUUCGACUCUGUUCCCCAUCAUUUGUUGUGGCCCAAGUUACAGAGGAUUGGAGUCAGCUCACGCAUGGUGGCCGUCAUUAAGGACUUGUAUGAUCACGCUUCCAUACAGAUAAAAACCAGCGAAGGUUCUUCGGACCGCUUUGACGUGAGUGAAGGUGUCCUACAGGGGGAGAAGUUGAGCCCUCUUCUGUUCAACCUCUACCUCUCUGACAUAGAAUCCUUUUUUCGAAGUAAUGGGGCUAGAGGAGUCGACAUUGGCGGUAUGAGAGACGUGAUCCUUCUUUUAUACGCUGACGACCUCAUAAUUCUGGCGUUCAGCUCGAUCGACUUAAAACGUAAAUUGAGGAUUCUAGAGGACUACUGUAAAAUUAAUGGUCUAACGGUCAAUAUAAGCAAAACUAAGGUCAUGAUCUUCAGGAAAGGAGGUCGGUUACCGUCCAAAAACCACGANUCUCCGUCUGGGCCGAGCACAAUAGGAUUAUCCCUGAAGAGCAGGCUGGGUUUCGUCGGAAUAGAGGGACCAUGGACAACGUCUUCACUCUUCUUUCUAUACUGCAGAACAGACUGA